GAAGGAAAGUUGCGCACUCCUCAUCUGCGUGGGCUGGAUAACAAAGAAAUCAGCCUCUGCCCAGUGAUCGGUUGGAUUACGCAUUCAGUGCUGACUCCGACUCUCCUUUGUCUUCGGGGAGGGUUUCGGGCUUCUUUGAAGUAUAAUCCGCUCUUACUGGCCGAUGAAAGUGGUGACCCGGGGUUAUUAUCGAUCAGACGUGCAGGGGUCGUCCAGGACAGGGCUCCGGUCUGUUCCACCCUUCCGAUUGAUAGCUAGACUCGCAAUAGUGCUCGCUCCGUGCUGGCUGGCGUCUGCGCAACCCGAUCGCCCACCUGCUGUCUACAUAUUCAGAGUGUCUGAAUCACUAAUGCGAUUAAGCGGCAGACUUGAGGAAUUCGACCACUGCAUGCGCGACUCGUGGCCCGUCCGUCCUCGUUUGUUCGUCAUUACUUGCGUUCUCGUCCUCUAGUUCUUUCUUGGGUCUCGCAGCAGCAACCAGCACCAACAGCACCAGGAGCCAACCCAGACCCCGUCCUCCCAUCCCCUCGUCUGACAUCCU
Messenger RNA from Aspergillus homomorphus CBS 101889, 541 nucleotides. RefSeq lists its product as uncharacterized. The record is from RefSeq and is a predicted model, not a curated record. Lineage: Eukaryota; Fungi; Ascomycota; Eurotiomycetes; Eurotiales; Aspergillaceae. The transcript is spliced from 2 exons. Bases 164 to 451 code for a protein of 95 amino acids.